Messenger RNA from Haemonchus placei, 252 nucleotides. The record is from the annotation of a GenBank genome assembly. Lineage: Eukaryota; Metazoa; Nematoda; Chromadorea; Rhabditida; Trichostrongylidae.
AUGAGACGUAUACCCCUGAAGGUGGUUUCGAACGUUGAUCCCAAAUCUGUAUUCCAAAUCUGCGAAACGAUUCUGGGAACGAAGUUACGGGACUGGGGCCUCCCUGUGUUAUACCACUGCGCUGAACGGAUCACUGAGCCGAGCAAAGCACUUACCUGUGCAACGGUGUUCUGGGGGAUAGUGUGGUGGGCUCAUAGGCAUGCCAUCAAGGUUCGAUUCCUUGAUGCAUGGGCUCGUUUUGCUUUCUCAUAA